GGAUCACUGUCGCCCCGUUGUGGCCAGUGUGGAACUGCUGCAAUCAUGGAGGUCGUGGGUCUCCGGAGAACUCCAAAUCGGCUCAGCCUGGACGAUAUGCCGUGCGAAAUCCUCAUAAACAUAUGUUCCUACCUGGACUACCAAGACCUGCUCCGGUGCAGCCGCCUGAGCCGUCGGCUUCGGGAUGUCUGCGCCCACGACCCCCACUGGCGUGGUCUCUGCUGGAAGUACUGGCUGGAGACAGAGUUACCAGAGGGCGCCACGUGGCGAUCGCACUUCCAAGAGCUGUACCACGACCUACGGCGGUACGUGCACUGCUACGCAGCCAUGAAGGCCGCCUGGCAGAAGAUCAAAACCUUCAUGCAGCAGUACUGUCCGGUCAUCGCACAAUCCAUCAAGGGUAACGUCGGGACAACGGAGGAGCAGCUCGACGCAGCCGAGCGCAAGCUGGGCGUGCGCUUUCCGGACGACCUGCGGUGCUGCUACCGGAUCCAUAAUGGGCAGCGACUAGCUUCACCAGGGUUGAUGGGCAGCAUGAGCAUUCCGACGCACUACCGCUCGGAAUCCCUUUUGGACCUGGAGACGGCCAUUGCGGGAUUCCAGAGCAGGGAUGGCCUACAGGGCUGCAUGCCGCUGACCUUCUGCCUGCACUCGGGCCUGACCCAGUUCAUUGCGCUACACGACACGGACGGCCAUGCACCAGGGUGCGUCUUCUACCCAUCGCAAGACCUCACCCAGGGCGUGCGGGGGCACCCGCUCGACGCCUUCAUCACUGCCCGGUCCUUCCAGGAAUGGUUCACGGGUUACGCUGACAUGCUGGAAAACAACGAGUUUGUGGUAGUCGACAACCAGCCCUAUAGGUUCUACCACGUGCCAGGCUGCGAGCUGACAACGGACAACAUCACCGUCUCCGUCGCAACGUGCUUCAUGCCGGAGCUGAGCAGCGUGAAUCCCCCGCACUUCUUCCACACGUACCGGAUCACGAUGUCCAUGUCGGAGGAGGCGUCGGACCGCGAGAGCUGCCAGCUGGAGACGCGCCACUGGAUCAUCACCGAUGAGAAUGGGCUGGAGGAGCGUGUUGACGGCCGAGGCGUGGUGGGCGAGUACCCCGUGAUGAGCCCUGGCGCCUACUUCUCCUGGGUGAGCUGCACCAGCCUGAGCACCACCUUCGGCAACAUGAAGGGGCACUUUGUCAUGCGCAACCUGCACACUGGCGAUAUGACCGAGGUUCACUGUCCCGUGUUCAACAUGAAGUGUCUACCGUACGUCACGUCGGCCGAGCGAGAAGCCAUCAAGCGGCAACGGGAUGCCGUCAAGAAGGCGCAGUGAUGCCCGUUGCCUUCUCCCGAUUCGACUUAACACGUCAAGGUUGCUGCCUCUCUUGUUGCCAUCGCUGAGUCAACGUGGCGGAUGCUGUCUGCUCUUCUGUGUCACUCACGGCAUGGCCCUGCGACGUUUCCUUAACACCAAACUGCUUCUGUCUCAACAACCGCCGUGCUCUGGUUCAGUCAGGGCGCCAGUAAACUGAUUGUUGUGACCAUGGGAUUAACACUGGCUGCCUGAAGCAUAAAAACAGGAUGUUUCGGGCCAUCUGGUGCAUCGUGGCCGUGGUAUCAGCAUGGCGAUGCAAUACCAAUAGGAUUUUUUUUUUUUUUGCGUGUUUGCUUAGUUAUCUGCGUGUUGGGCCCACAUGAUAGGUGCAUUGGCAUAAAUAUCGUUUUUCUCACAGUGGAGAACGGUGAACAGAAGAUUUUCUUUUAUUCUAGUUUGAGGGGUUCUCAAGAGGUGGCGCUGCAGGGCAGCUGAGUUUGACACACUUGGUGCGACAGCUUUCAGCAGCAGCAACGAUGUUGAAAUAGUUGUUGUUCGGUGCCGUGUUGAUAAGAAGUGGUAGCGUCUACGAAAGGUUGUGCAGCUGCCAAGGUGGUGUCACGCACACUGUUUUUCUUAAGCCGGUCUCUAGGAGAUAAAAAAGCCUUUCUGAGCUAUCAGUCGAGGCUUCUCUCUCUCUCUCUCUUUUUUUUUUUUCUUUUGUUAUAUCGGGAAGAGGCCUUCUGCCCCACGAGAUUGGUCUGCUAAAAUCCCAAGUUCACAUCUUGCAAUACAGACAUAAAGACAUUCUCGUAGCUUGCUAGAGGUUUUGUUUUAGACGCAGAUGAGGUGUUGAAAGUACAGCCUCAUAGACUUUUAGCAUACACUGUUACCUGGGUAGAUUUAUUAUUAUUUAUUGCAAGUUUUGACUGCAAACUUGCGAGACCUAACGGUGCAAGCUUACUUUUUUUUUUUCUUGCCUUCGACGCUUUCUGUACCAUAGGUGUUUUGUUUGACCUUAAAGAGCUUUACACAGGUUGGCACGUUUCAUUCUGGUCCAUUUUAGCGCAAUCUAGGAACGUGUGCAACUGAUUGAACAUGUUUGAUAUAUGCUAUCAGCAUGAAUUCAAGUGCAAACAACAUGAUAAGCACUAUACUGGUUUGUUGAAUUGUCAGCUUUGCCUGCACUUAUAACACUGGCUUUGUUCAGGUUCUAAAACAUAGGUUUCGGACUGCGUCGUGGUUAGGAACUGGCCGUGGAGCAGUUGCAAGUCGCACUUCCAUGUAAUUAUGCAUAAUAGGUGCUUUUUUUUCUGUUUUUGACCUGCAAGACUUGCGCCAGUGGUGGUGCUCCGCGGAGCGAUGUAACGGCUCCCGUGUUCCCACUAGGUGGCCACGCCUGUAAGUGCAGAGAUUCAUAGUUUUUAGCAACAACAGGAGACAAACUGUGGUGACGAGGCUCUGUUCUUUGCUCGCAUUUCAAGUCGUGCAUUACUUUGUCAGCAAAUUGAUUGUGUCAGUUAGUUUAUUGUUCUCAUUUUCUAAGCUUAGAGUGCAUCCUGUGGGUGGUUUUCACUAACCAUAAGGUAAAGGAUGUGCAUGAAAUGUGUACAUAACUAGGAAGAACUAAGUCGGCUGUUUGUCUGACGUGAAACAUGCUAAAUGCGUGCCGGAGAUGUUGCAUCUUACUUGAUAAUGUGCGGAUAUCAUGAGCAACUCGUGCGGUGUCAAAGAUAGCCCUCUGCCUAAUUGACUGACGAGCCUGCUUCUCGGCGUUGCACUUUUUGCCGAACACUGUACGGGCAGUGUUUUCUGCGUUUUUUUUUUUUUUUUUUCCUCUGGCAUGCGAUUUCAUUGCAGGAGCUGCGUUAACAUCUCGCACAUUUCGAGACACGUUGGCCGCACAUACACAGCGACUAAUUUAAAUAUUGGCUGUGCCACAAUCAGUUUCUCAAAACUGCGUUGCGGGCCCGCCAGCUUAUCCAGGAAAGGGCCUGUUUUAAAAUAUUUGUGUAAAAAUAUGCAAAGUUGAUGUGAACAGCAUAGACACUGUGCGUUUUUUCUUUUUUUUUUUCCAUACCCUUUGACCAACAAGGGAAGCAAAUGUUGUAAAUACAGAAAAGUAAAUAAAGACGUCUGCAAUUUGG
This is a messenger RNA of Dermacentor silvarum, 3458 nucleotides long. Its product is annotated as F-box only protein 3. Bases 46 to 1329 code for a protein of 427 amino acids. The transcript is spliced from 11 exons. Lineage: Eukaryota; Metazoa; Arthropoda; Arachnida; Ixodida; Ixodidae. Gene Ontology annotation, molecular function: protein binding. The record is from RefSeq and is a predicted model, not a curated record.